Molecule: messenger RNA, 660 nt
Organism: Vigna radiata var. radiata (mung bean)
Lineage: Eukaryota; Viridiplantae; Streptophyta; Magnoliopsida; Fabales; Fabaceae
Product: huntingtin-interacting protein K
Biological process (GO): negative regulation of apoptotic process; protein stabilization
Source: RefSeq, a predicted model, not a curated record
GGAGAAAGAAUUAGCUGCUGUUAAGAUAAAUGCAGCGGAUGUUGAUAUAAUUGCUAAUGAGCUAGAGUUGGACAAAAAGGUUGCGGAAAGAACUUUGCGCGAGCACAAAGGUGAUGCAGUUGCUGCCAUUCGGCACUUGCUUCACUAGAGACGUGAUAACGAACAAGUGUCAAUGCUUCAGAAAAUUACUAUGCACCAGCUUAUAUUGUUUUUCAUUUAAAUUGAAUCUCAACCGUAUUCUGGUCUAAUUCAUUCAGAAAUCAUAAAUGUAUUGUUGAUUAACUGUACCUCUCCUCUACCUAAUCUUUUCUGUGCUAUAAAAGUAGCCAUUAUCUAAUGGAGAAGUCCUUCAUGAAGAUCUCCACGCGUGUCUCAUACACAUGCUUGCUCGUUAAGCACACAGUUCUGUCAACUUGAAGCCCAGCAUGUGAUUUGUUCAAAUCAAAUGGUAAAAAGAGCCUUGCUUUUAUGUGCACUUGUGAAAUUGUGGUGUGUAAUGCUUGUGCGAAUGGCAUCUUCUGUUUUGUUUGUUACAUUCAAAUUGAUAAAGCUACAUUUCGGAUUUUUGCCAUUGUUUCUUGAAAUGGACAGUGAUGGGAUGGAAGUGUCCACAUUCUGUGACUUUUUGCUUAUUCAUUAAGAUUCCGAUAAAUUAUGUUA